AUGUCUAGUCAGCGUCUUGUCCUAGGCCUCCCACGUGUCUUGCCGUCACUGCCGCCUUCGCCUGCGCCGCCGUGUCGUCCCUGCGUCGAGGGUAGGCUGCGCGCCACCCCUCACUCCUCCUCCCUUCGUCCGGCCACUGAGCCUUUUGAGACGCUUCACUUGGACGUCUGGGGCCCAGCCCCUCGUCUAGGCCCUGAGCGUGAGCGUUACUUUCUGGUGGUAGUUGACGACUUCUCCCGCUACACCACAGUGUUCCCUCUGGCGAAGAAGUCUGAGGUGACUUCUACGCUGAUCAGGUGGUUGCUCACCACUGAGGACACUCGUGGUCGUCGUGUCAGCUGUCUCCACUCCGACCGUGGGGGUGAGUUUCGCUCCGGCAUUCUCGCUGGAUUCUGUCGCGAGCAGGGCAUUCGUCAGUCCUGGACGCUUCCAGAGUCCCCACAGCAGAAUGGGGUUGCUGAGCGCCGCAUAGGCCUGGUCAUGGAGAUCGCCCGCACCUCCCUGACUCACGCCUGUGCCCCCCAUUUUCUGUGGCCCUACGCGGUCAGGUACGCCGCGCACCAGCUGAACCUCUGGCCACGUGUCUCUCGACCAGAGGUUUCACCGACCAGUCUUUGGACAGGGUCCCCUGGUGUUGCGUCGCGGUUUCGUGUCUGGGGGUGCUUGGCUCUUGUCCGCGACACCUCCGCGGACAAGCUCUCGCCUCGUGCCGUCCCCUGUGUCUUCCUUGGUUUCCCUGAGGACUCCUCUGACUUCACCUUUUACCACCCUCCCUCUCACCGGUUCUUUGACUCCCGUGACGUCCGUUUCGAGGAGUCCACUCCGUACUACGUCAGGUGUGUCCCAGGCUACCCCUCCUCCUUCGGUAGCCCCUCCAGUACAGCCUCCCUCCCCACAGUCCUCCUCGCAGCGUGCCGCUGGUGCUAG
Molecule: messenger RNA, 927 nt
Organism: Closterium sp. NIES-65
Lineage: Eukaryota; Viridiplantae; Streptophyta; Zygnematophyceae; Desmidiales; Closteriaceae
Source: the annotation of a GenBank genome assembly